GACCGAUAAAGUCAACAACGUUUCCGUUACGUUUUAACAAGUGUGCUUGCUAUUCUUAUUUUUAAUAACAUUUUAAUAUGAAAUAAUAACUUAUCAACUAAACCGUGUGGACAUCACAUUUAUAUAAUCAUGAGUGAUAUAUCAGUAUUGUCAGACUUUGAAAAUAGUUAUAACAUAAUCGAUAAUUUGUCGAGAGAAAAUAUAAAACAUGACAUUAGUAUUUCAGAUCCAUUAGCAGGUUUUGAAAAACUACGCAUUUCUGCUCUUACAAAAGCUGCUGAAAUAAGUCCAAUGGUCAAAGAAGUAACAAUCGGUCCAAAGAGUCCUUUAAAAAAUACGAAGUUAAAAGAAAAUACUCCGGUUAAAAAUGACGACAAUGAUUUAAGUUUGCUUGAAGAUAAAAUUGGUGAGGAUCUCCGUUAUACACUUAUAAUGAAGCAGUACGAAUCAAAAUUAUUGGAGUCUUCAGAGGAGUUGUUUAAAAACUUGAUCGAAAAAAUGAUAUCAAAGCACACUGAGAGUAUGAGAACCUUUUGGAAAAAACAGAGUGAAGAAAGUGAACGGAAAGCUUUAGAGUUGCGUGCAAGAAGGUUGCAGAUGGUAAAGCAGUUGCGGGAUAAUGACAAUUUGUCUGUUUUAGACAAAGCUAAAUUGGAUGAGAAAAACUGCCAAAUUAUAAAUAAAUCUACAAUAGACAACAUGAACCGAAUAUUGGAAGAACAAAACAAGGCAGCCAGCAGAUUUGCUGCCAUUACAGAUAGUCGGACAAAAGUGUGUAUUUGUUAUAAUGAUAUUAGUAAUAUAUUAAACUCUGAACCUCAUGCAAAGUCUAUAUAUGACAAAUAUGUAAUGUCUAUCAAUGCAGUCAUUGGAAAUAUAAAUUCUAUUAUGGAACUUUGUAAAUCCGGAACUAUCACUGACAAAGAAGUGAAACAGGCGGAAAUAUUAUCUCUAAACAUUGAAAACAUUCAUAAGAAAAUCUUGGAGGAUUUAAAUGAGAUCAAACUGAAGGAAGAGGUGCUUAAAAAGAAAGAAAUAGAAGAGCAAAGGAUGAAAAAAGAAAAUGAAAUUAAGAAACUAAAGGAGAAAGUUGAACAAACAAAUACAAAAAUUGAACCUAAUAAAACAACACCUAUGUUUUAUUCUUCUAAAAACUAUGCUUACUUUGUUGAAUUGCGAGACUUUUUAAAUGCAUAUGAGAGCAACUAUAAGGAACUGUUAGAAAAUGCAAAUUUGAAAAAAUUUAGAUUUGAUUGCCAAAAAGCUGUUAAUACACCAGUGAAUGCAUUGUCUUCAGUAAGUGGUGCACAUAUUAGAGACAAAUUUGAUAAACUGUAUAAAUUACUUAGAGGUGAGAGAGUACAGGUGUUGGAUACAUAUGUCCAAGCAACACAACAUCCUCAAGGAUUGCACUAUUGUACUGCUUUAUUAGCUAAGAAGAUAGUAAGACAAGGAGAUUUAUUAGUUUCAAGUAACCCAGAGGCAGCUUAUCCUCUUGCAGCAGUUGCUGUAGCAUUAAGGGCACAAUUUCCAGAGUUUGGGAAACUUCUAGAAGCUAAUUUCCAUAGACAGUGCCCUUACUUGGUACCAAUGUUGUUGCCACAAAAAGAAGGACAAACUGAUAAAGAAUUCUAUAUAUCUAGAGGUUAUAUUUAUAAUGAGGAUGGAGCUGUUGAAAAGCAAGAUAAAUUUUUGAAAAGGAUGUCCGGUAUAUUCCAGCUUUGUUGUGCUAUUUGGAUAGCAAAGAUGCCCAAAUUUGUUAACACAUCUAAUCCUCAUGGUUUAUGUCAGGGUUGGAAGUGGCUUUCUUCUUUUAUCAACUUGAAACCAGAACCCGACAUCUGUGCAACACUUCUUCAUGUUUUCUUCUCUGUUUGUGGUUCUGAAUUUUACAAAAAUUACAAGAAACAAUUUGUUAAAAUCAUUAAAUUGGUCAGUACAGACUAUCUGAAGAUUCUAGAGAAUAUAGAUGAAGGCGGACCAAAAACGAGAUUGGAAGUGUACUUACAAAAUGUUUUAAAAACUGGCCAAGUGCCGCCACCUAGUGGUCUUUUGCCUCCAAAUACUUGGUAGCUUUUAAGUGUAAAUGAAAUUUGAUUUAUAAGUAAUAAAAUGCAUGAUUUGAAUCGAACAAAAUGAUUUUGAUACAUGAUUUUAAUAUUUGAUUUAUGUAAAGUAAAUGAAGGUACUGAAAUAUUUGAGGAUGAUUACUUUGUUAUAUGUAAUAAAUAAUGAUUACAUUUGUAAAG
This is a messenger RNA of Papilio polytes (common Mormon), 2249 nucleotides long. It is a transcript of the gene Gle1, whose product is annotated as nucleoporin GLE1. Gene Ontology annotation, biological process: regulation of translational termination; poly(A)+ mRNA export from nucleus; regulation of translational initiation. NCBI's taxonomy places the organism in Eukaryota, Metazoa, Arthropoda, Insecta, Lepidoptera, Papilionidae. Bases 130 to 2073 code for a protein of 647 amino acids. The record is from RefSeq and is a predicted model, not a curated record. Gene Ontology annotation, molecular function: inositol hexakisphosphate binding; translation initiation factor binding; phospholipid binding. Gene Ontology annotation, cellular component: cytoplasm; nuclear pore cytoplasmic filaments; nuclear pore. The transcript has a single exon.